Molecule: messenger RNA, 1332 nt
Organism: Columba livia (rock pigeon)
Lineage: Eukaryota; Metazoa; Chordata; Aves; Columbiformes; Columbidae
Product: gastrokine-1-like
Exons: 6
Coding region: 362-979 (205 amino acids)
Biological process (GO): regulation of cell population proliferation
Source: RefSeq, a predicted model, not a curated record
GCUACAUGGUACCUCAGAGCACAUGUUGGAAGGUACAAGGUCUUUUAUUUACUUUGUCGACUCUAAGGCAUUUUUUCAAAAAACCCAUAGCCUAUGUCUGCUCUAAAGUUUGAUGUGAAUUUUCAAAAGUAAUUAGUAAAGGCCGGAAAGUUCCUAUUAAAAAAAAUCCACUGCAAAUGGAUUCUUAUCUGAUAACAACCAGACUCUGGCUGGCCAAAAUCUGCACAAGUACAAUCCCCAUAUUGAUGAAGUACUUACAGCAGGAAACAAUUUUCAGUGACACGCAGACAGAGAUACAAAUGACAGAAUUAUUUCAACACCAAACCGCUCCACACCUAAUGCCGAAAACGUGUAUAAGUGGAUGGUUCCCGUUGCUCAUUCCACCUGCACCAGCAUCCGCUCUGCAGUCAAGAUGAAACUCACCGUUGUGACCACCGUCCUGCUCGGACUCUUGCUGACUCCAGCCCUCGCUGAAUACUUUCAGAACCAGCAAGUCACCAGGGAAAUCAGAGUUAAUGGCGGCGUCCAAAUCCUGAGCAUCAACAGGGAAUUGCGUGUGGUCAUUGUCGAGCAAAGGAGCGAAUUUGGGACAUGGAAAACCAUUUGGAACUUCAACACGGGCUUUAUUGCAACCGAACUGAUGUCCGAAGGAAUUUGCCUCAUUUCCACAAUGAACAGAAACCUUCUGCCCACCUUUGAGACAUUCCCCACAGUGGUUCAGGGCUUCCAGGGUCUGAAGGGUCAAAUACAACCGACACGUGUGAUCACAUUCGUCCUCGGCCAGAGAGUUGUCCCUGACCUCAGGAUUUAUGGACCUGACAUCUUCAACACCUGCAGAGAGUCCACAACCGUACUGGCUUCUCCAGUUCCUGAACUCCAACUCCAACCCAUCUACAACGAAGGAGCCUGCACUAGACUCAACGUCCUGAACCUUGUGCAGCUGAACUACUGCCGUACCAACGUCAACAUCAAGGUCUGAAAAUCUCACCUUUCUGGAAACACUUAGGGAUGCUCGAUCGCUGCUGCACAAAGCCAACCCCGAUGCUGUUCUGCCCUGACAUCUCCUCUGCCAAGAACUCCCUUCCUCAUGAUUCUAAUGCUGAAACAGGUCAAUUGUUGACCACAACUUUCAAUAAAGCGCCUUAGCAUGGAUUAACUCUGGCUACUUUCUUGUUGCUGUACCCUCCAUCAUCUAUGAGCACAUCCAGAAACAUAGUUUGAUUGUACCUACCCCUUUUGAGCCCUUCAAAUGCUCUUUCAAAAGCCUGAUCUUGACACAGGGCACAACCACAGGGGUGGGCGAGCAUCAGAGUGUGGCCAUUACAAAUAAGA